GAAGUGGAGAAGGAAAUGCUAGCUCUAGGCAGCAGAUUACAAGUAUUUACUUCAUAAAGCUGAUAAUCCUUAAUGUGCCUUUGAGCAGAAGUAUGGUGCCUCUACUUUCAGUGGAGGAAGUGGAGGACAUGGAUUCAGGGAUCUAGUUUGGCACACCAUGUUUGAAAAGGAUAAGAGAAAACUUAUUUAGGGUAGACUCCUUAGAUGUUGUUCUCCAGGUUUUGGAUGCUACAUGUUAGGGACCUGCAAGGUACACGAUGCCCUCAUCUAGAGAAGCAUUUGAAAGAAAACUUUCUCCCUUUUCACUGUGAGAUUGUUUAUGCUUGGGCUAAAAGGGAUGGCUUAGAAUAUUAUGAAAGCAUUUCAUGCUUGCAUCAAUAGGUCUUUUUGCAAGGUAAGUAAUACAUUUCACUCACUCACUCUCUCUCUCUCACACGCACACGCACACAAAUGCGGGAGAAGCUCCCCUUCUUUCAGUUUAAGGCAAAUGUUGAAGGAAAACCUUAAUCUACCUAGAAAAAUAUUCUAUGCAAAGUACUUUGUAUACUGCAUUUUUAGCUACUAACUUGUAUUGACUCAACAUUAUCAUUUGUCUUUUCUUUUCUUGUUGCACAUGGGGUUCUCUGUUGUUAGCUUUGACACAAUUUGCCUUCUUAACAAGUGACGAGCAAGCAAUAUCUGUGGGAUUUGUUGGGUAUCCUAAUGAUGGAAAGUCUUCCAUUAUUAACACAGGUCCUAAAAAUGUAAUGUGUUGCCUCUUUAUGGCUUCUUUUGUUGCAUUAUUCAUGAAAAUUUGUGUUUGUAUGCCCUUGAAUGUUGAAGAGAUAAAUGUGCCCAUCACUAUGUUCCUAACUCUUAUCUAAAAUCUGAUUUCUCUGGAUGCUUUUAAGUGUAGCACCAUAUCUGUUUGUCAACAUUGUAGCCAAAUGAAUAUCUUGCAACUGU
Molecule: messenger RNA, 945 nt
Organism: Rubroshorea leprosula
Lineage: Eukaryota; Viridiplantae; Streptophyta; Magnoliopsida; Malvales; Dipterocarpaceae
Source: the annotation of a GenBank genome assembly